Molecule: messenger RNA, 937 nt
Organism: Macadamia integrifolia
Lineage: Eukaryota; Viridiplantae; Streptophyta; Magnoliopsida; Proteales; Proteaceae
Product: small nuclear ribonucleoprotein SmD3b-like
Exons: 5
Coding region: 243-641 (132 amino acids)
Biological process (GO): RNA processing; spliceosomal snRNP assembly
Cellular component (GO): U1 snRNP; pICln-Sm protein complex; U5 snRNP
Molecular function (GO): RNA binding
Source: RefSeq, a predicted model, not a curated record
CAAAAUAAUUGAGAGGGACUGAGGGAAUUGAAACCCGCAUAGCCUGACCAACCCUUUUAAUCGAAUCGUUGGACCGUUUCAGCUUGCACUUUAUAGUGUAAUUGUCCUUUUGAUUAUCCAUAAGCGAUCGUUCGGUAGUUAGUUUGGGUUAGGGCUGGUAAGGUUUUGUAGAGACGGGAAAAAACAAGGAAAAACCAGGGAGAGAGUAGUAGUGUAGAAAGGAGGGAACAAAGGGGAAAGCCAUGAGUCGGAGCUUGGGAAUUCCCGUAAAGCUACUUCAUGAAGCAGCAGGCCAUAUAGUCACAGUUGAGCUCAAGAGCGGUGAGCUCUACAGAGGAAGCAUGAUCGAAUGCGAAGAUAACUGGAAUUGCCAACUUGAAAAUAUCACUUGCACAGCCAAGGAUGGGAAGGUCUCACAACUUGAGCAUGUUUUCAUCAGAGGUAGCAAGGUCAGGUUUAUGGUCAUACCUGACAUGCUAAAGAAUGCUCCAAUGUUCAAGCGGCUUGAUGCUAGAAUCAAGGGGAAGGGCUCAGCUCUUGGAGUUGGUCGUGGUCGUGCUGUUGCAAUGCGGGCCAGGGCUCAGGCUGCUGGACGUGGCGGUGCUCCAGGUAGGGGUGUUGUGCCACCUGUACGGAGGUAAUCUGUUAUUCGAAGAGGGAUUUUGGCUACUUACUCGAUAGGGAGUUCAGUUCUCACAAGUAUUCCAUCUUCGAUGGCCUAGGGAGAGGUGGUGCAAUAAAAUGGUUUAUUCUGAGUGGAUGUCAUCUGAUUUUCACCUGAUAAUUAUCUCCUUAAGAUUCAUCUGAAACCAAUGGUUAUCUAAAUUUUGGUUGCACCACUUGUUUUAGCCUGUGUACCAAUAGAAUGUUCUAGACACUCCGUUGAAUUGUUCAUGGAAUGGUUUACUGGUAUAAAGUUGAAAUUGUCUGGACCGAA